GGAACAAAUCACAUUUUCACCAGAAUCAAGUCUCAGCUCCCUCUUCAGUCUUAUUUCCUCUCAUGACCCCCAUGAUUCAUCCUUUUCCUCCUCCAUAGCUCAAGGGAUAUUAUUAUUAUCCCUAGGGCCGAUUCCCACCGGAUGGCUGGUCAUUUCUGAUCUUCCCAUGUCAUCGAUCAACACGCCAAUCCCUGGAAGCAGAACGAAAACAUACAAACAAUCCUCCUCCUCCUCUCCUGGGGUCAUGGGGGUAUUCGAGGUGCUCGGGUUAUUUAUGUAUCUUCUCCCCCCUGCCCCUUUCGCUUUUUUCCCUCCCAUCCUACCACUUCUCUCCACGCU
Messenger RNA from Aspergillus ochraceoroseus IBT 24754, 339 nucleotides. RefSeq lists its product as uncharacterized. The record is from RefSeq and is a predicted model, not a curated record. Lineage: Eukaryota; Fungi; Ascomycota; Eurotiomycetes; Eurotiales; Aspergillaceae. The annotation marks the transcript as partial. The transcript has a single exon.